Molecule: messenger RNA, 622 nt
Organism: Archocentrus centrarchus (flier cichlid)
Lineage: Eukaryota; Metazoa; Chordata; Actinopteri; Cichliformes; Cichlidae
Gene: rbp7b
Product: retinol binding protein 7b, cellular
Exons: 4
Coding region: 144-551 (135 amino acids)
Molecular function (GO): lipid binding
Source: RefSeq, a predicted model, not a curated record
UGCCCAAAUUAACUAGAGCACAAGCAACGCAUCACCUUUACCCCACAUCUGACACAAUAAAAGAGCCCACCCAACAACUUCAGAUCCUUCCACUCUUCAUAAUCUGCUGUUGAGUCUUCAAGAGAGUCCACCUAACAUCCAGAAUGCCUGCCGACCUCAGUGGGACGUGGGACAUGGUCAGCAAUGUCAACUUUGAGGGUUACAUGCUUGCACUUGGUGUUGAUUUUGCAACACGCAAGAUUGCUUCUGUGUUGAAGCCUCAGAAAGUGAUUAAGCAAGACGGAGACUGCUUCUCAAUUCAGACACUCAGCACUUUCAAAAACUACGAGUGUUCAUUCAAGACUGGAGAAGAGUUCGAGGAGGUGACAAAAGGAAUGGACAACCGCAUAUGCCAGUCUGUGGUCAGCUGGCAAAAUGACAAGCUGGUGUGUGUUCAAAAAGGAGAAAAGAAGAACCGGGGCUGGAGUCACUGGCUCGAGGGAGAUGAGCUUCAUCUGGAGCUCACAUGUGGGGAUCAAGUCUGCAAGCAAAUUUAUAAAAGGACCCGGUGAUUAAACUCAGGAAAAAAAUACACUGCUUGUGAUUGUUUUAUUAAUCAAAAUCUCAACACAACAUAGACUGC